AUGCAACAGCCUGUUGCAAAUGGAGUGCCAAGCGGCCAGGACAGUGCGUCCACAGCGCCAUCGAAAGGAGCCUCCAUCACUGAGAGCGACCUCGACAAGAUAUGGGGCUGGAAUAGCAUCGUCCCAGCAGCUGAGGAGCGCUGCGUCCAUGAGAUGAUCCAACACCAGGCCCAGGCUCGGCCCAGCGCACCAGCCGUGCAUGCCUGCGAUGGCAACCUCACUUACUAUGAACUGGACCGCCUUGCCACUGUCCUAGCCGACAAGCUCGUCGACCUCGGUGUCAAGCCAAACACGUUUGUUCCGCUCUGCUUCGAAAAGUCGUUGUGGACUACCGUCGCCAUGCUCGGCGUAAUGAAGGCCGGAGGGGCGUUUGUGCUCCUGGAUCCGUCACUCCCGGAGCAACGCCUCCUGUCAAUGGUCCGCGAAGCCAAUGCCAGGCUGCUUGUGUCGUCCGCCGGCGAGCAUGCUUUGGCCUCGCGGCUAUGCCCGGAUACUCUAGUUGUCGACCAUGGCUUUUUCCGUGAGACCGUGGACCAUCCGUCCACUCGGAGACUUCCUGACCGCGAUCCGAAUUCGUUCAUUUAUCUUGUGUUCACGUCGGGGACGACGGGGGCUCCCAAAGGGGCAAUCAUCACGCACAAAAGCUCUGCUUCCGGACUCCAGCACCAAAUCGACAGCCUACGGUACACGACUGAAUCGAGGGUUUAUGAUUUUUCAGCAUAUAGCUUCGACAUUUCAAUUUACAGCGCCCUCACAACCCUCGUGGCUGGAGGGUGUCUAUGCGUUCCCAGCGAGCAAGACCGCAAGUCCAGCUUGGCGGGAAGCAUAAAGUCGCUGAGGGCAAACACGAUAUCUCUGACGCCGUCCGUCGCCCGGUUACUUUCCCCCGACGAGUUGCCUCAGCUAAAGACGAUGAUUUUGGGUGGUGAGGCGCUCCAUGUUGGAGACAUUGAGCCAUGGUGGGGUCGUGUGUUCACAGCCUACGGACCAAGCGAAUGCACUCCGACGAGCAUGAUAAACCCCCAUCCGUCGAGCCUGGGUGAGGCGUGCCGACUGGGACGGGGCUUCGGAGUGGUGACCUGGGUCGUUGACGACCGUGACCACAACGUCCUGCUCCCAGCGGGUUGUGUCGGCGAACUCCUGCUUGAGGGCCCCUUGGUGGGCACCGGCUAUCUCAAUGACCCGAAGAGGACAACUGCGGCGUUUAUCGAGGACCCGGUCUGGCUGCUCCGAGGUUCGGUUGACCAGCCCGGGAGGCGCGGACGACUAUACAAAACGGGGGACCUAGUCAGGUACGCCGAGGACGGUAGCCUGGUCUUUGUCGGUCGCAAUGACUUGCAAGUCAAGAUCCGCGGCCAGCGUGUCGAGCUCGGUGAGGUUGAGACUGCGGUCCGUAUGUGUGUGCCUGAAGCGAAGCAGGUUGUGGCCGAAGUCGUGACACCCGCGAAGGACGACGCAAGCCCAGCCCUGGCCGUCUUUGUUCGGAUGGGCGACUCAAGCAUCGCCGAGUCUGGUCUAAGCAUGUUGUCCAUCACCCAAGACUCGAGGAGAAGGCUAGAGGAGCUCCUGCCAAGCUACAUGGUGCCAACGGCGUUCUUCUCCAUCCGCGAGAUGCCCAUGACGCCGACCGGCAAGACAAACCGACGGCGGCUGCGCGAGAUGGGCGCGUCCUUUUGCGAGGAAGCUGGGGAAACGGCAGACACGACACCAGGAGGAUCGGCAGACGACGGCGCGGUGAUUCUGAAAGCCGAGCAACCGGCGUAUGCCUUGGCACAAAAAGUGGCUGCGAUGCUGCCGCCGUGGCGCCAGCGCGACGUGGCGGCAAACGGAGAGUCGGGCUACGAGGACAUCUGUCUAUUCCCGUCUGGCCUCGACUCGAUCAACAUGAUGGCGUUGGCGUACUUUAUAUCACAGCAGUUUCAGGUCGAGGUUGACUUGGAGGUGUUGAUGGACCCGAGUACGAGCAUCCGCACGCUGGCCGGGGUCGUGACGGACCUGCAGGCCGCUUCAUAGAUGACAGGCUCUGUGUAAAUGACGAGGCGUUUCCCUCUCUGGCUCGCGAACCAAGGUUCCUCCAUGUCACGACACGCAUCGGGUGAAGUAUUGAUGGUGGUGCAGCCUGGAGUCAUGCCGAGGUGUCAGAAAGCCUGCGGGAGACGACGACCUCACCGUGAUGAGCUAAUUGUUCUUUCCGGUCUUCCUCCGCCGACGCCGUAAUGGCGUUUUGGCGGGCGACGCAGAAGGCGGAGGCGGUGGAUCGUGUCGUUCCGGCGGCGUGGAGGCGAGAAGCGGACAUCACAGGUGGCUGAAGAAGCGACUGUUCCGCUGACGACGGCAUGAGCUUGGGGUUUGGUGG
Molecule: messenger RNA, 2356 nt
Organism: Purpureocillium takamizusanense
Lineage: Eukaryota; Fungi; Ascomycota; Sordariomycetes; Hypocreales; Ophiocordycipitaceae
Product: putative NRPS-like protein biosynthetic cluster
Exons: 1
Coding region: 1-2013 (670 amino acids)
Biological process (GO): amino acid activation for nonribosomal peptide biosynthetic process; secondary metabolite biosynthetic process
Cellular component (GO): cytoplasm
Molecular function (GO): phosphopantetheine binding
Source: RefSeq, a predicted model, not a curated record